GGACAACGACGUAAAACCUUUAAAAUUUCAAAAUUUUCUUCAACCACCGAAAGCUCACCCACAACCAUUGAACCAUAUUAUGCCUCGAUAGCCACCAAAAAACACCUUCGAACACACAUACACAGAGAAAGCGCGAAGCAGAAUUCUUCCGAAGAGGAAAAAAUCAAUCAUGGCCAUGGCAAUGGCGCUCCGGCGACUCUCUUCCUCCAUCGACAAGCCACUUCGUCCUCUCCUCAAUACCACCUCUCUCUAUUACAUGUCGUCUUUGCCGAAUGAAGCUGUUUACGAGAAGUCCGGCGUCACGUGGCCGAAGCAGUUGAAUGCUCCGCUUGAGGUUGUGGAUCCGGAGAUUGCCGACAUCAUCGAGCUUGAGAAAGCGCGGCAAUGGAAGGGACUUGAACUCAUUCCCUCGGAGAACUUCACUUCCGUGUCUGUGAUGCAAGCGGUUGGGUCUGUUAUGACCAACAAAUACAGUGAAGGGUAUCCGGGUGCAAGAUACUAUGGAGGGAAUGAGUACAUUGACAUGGCAGAGUCCUUAUGUCAGAAGCGAGCUCUGGAAGCAUUCCGGUUGGAUCCUGCAAAAUGGGGAGUAAAUGUGCAGCCUCUGUCUGGAUCUCCAGCUAACUUUCAAGUUUAUACCGCACUGUUAAAACCUCAUGAAAGAAUCAUGGCACUUGAUCUCCCUCAUGGUGGGCAUCUUUCUCAUGGUUAUCAGACAGACACCAAAAAGAUUUCUGCUGUUUCAAUAUUUUUUGAGACAAUGCCAUACCGAUUGAACGAGAGCACUGGCUAUAUUGAUUAUGACCAGUUGGAGAAAAAUGCCACUCUCUUCAGGCCAAAAUUAAUUGUUGCUGGUGCUAGUGCUUAUGCACGUCUAUAUGAUUAUGCUCGUAUUCGGAAGGUUUGUGACAAGCAAAAGGCUAUAUUGUUGGCAGACAUGGCACAUAUCAGUGGUUUGGUUGCAGCAGGUGUCAUCCCAUCACCCUUUGAAUAUGCUGAUGUUGUCACCACCACUACUCACAAGUCACUUCGUGGGCCUCGUGGAGCCAUGAUUUUCUUCAGGAAGGGGGUAAAAGAGAUUAACAAACAAGGAAAAGAGGUUUUGUAUGAUUAUGAAGACAAAAUCAAUCAGGCAGUUUUCCCUGGACUUCAAGGUGGUCCUCACAACCACACAAUUACUGGUUUGGCCGUUGCACUGAAACAGGCUACUACUCAAGAGUACAAGGCCUAUCAAGAGCAAGUUCUCAGUAAUUGCUCAAAGUUUGCACAGACCCUCAUCGUGAAAGGGUAUGAACUUGUCUCUGGAGGAACAGAGAAUCAUCUCGUUUUGGUUAAUUUAAAGAACAAGGGUAUUGAUGGCUCCAGGGUUGAAAAGGUGUUGGAAUCUGUUCACAUUGCAGCCAACAAAAACACUGUUCCUGGAGAUGUGUCUGCCAUGGUUCCUGGUGGCAUCAGGAUGGGAACACCUGCUCUUACUUCUAGGGGAUUUGUUGAGGAGGACUUUGUAAAGGUAGCAGAAUACUUUGAUGCUGCUGUAAAGUUGGCAGUGAAAAUCAAGGCUGAAACAAAAGGAACAAAAUUGAAAGACUUUGUGACCACUCUGCAGUCUUCUCACUUCCAAUCUGAGGUUGCAAAACUCCGGCAUGAUGUUGAGGGGUAUGCAAAGCAGUUCCCAACAAUUGGAUUUGAGAAAGAAACCAUGAAGUACAAGAACUGAUUACUCCAUCCUCUUCCGUGAGGUAUCUGCGUGCCAGUACUAGUUUUCCUACUUUGACAGCGGUGAAUGAUGAACGGUAUUUAACUUGUUUGGUCACUCAUGAAAGAAUGUGCAUUUAGAGCCUGUUACAAUUACAAACAAUUGGGAUUAUAGUUGAAUGUAUAUAUUAACUCCAUGUAUCUGCCAACGCUUUUCUUUAAGGAAUAAAACCUCUACCAGAUACCGGUUUGAUCUGUCUGUCAGAAUUAACUAUUUUUCCUUCCCUUUCUUGUUAAAGACCAGAAUCUCAACUUGUAAAACUAUUUA
This is a messenger RNA of Rubroshorea leprosula, 2023 nucleotides long. The record is from the annotation of a GenBank genome assembly. Lineage: Eukaryota; Viridiplantae; Streptophyta; Magnoliopsida; Malvales; Dipterocarpaceae.